Molecule: messenger RNA, 2418 nt
Organism: Mesocricetus auratus (golden hamster)
Lineage: Eukaryota; Metazoa; Chordata; Mammalia; Rodentia; Cricetidae
Product: cytochrome P450 4F3
Exons: 13
Coding region: 217-1785 (522 amino acids)
Molecular function (GO): heme binding; monooxygenase activity; oxidoreductase activity, acting on paired donors, with incorporation or reduction of molecular oxygen
Source: RefSeq, a predicted model, not a curated record
GACUCAGUACUCAUCUGUGUGACCCAGAGUAUGGGGUCCUGAUUGGUGGUUCCUCUGUGCUCCCGGCUGGCUCCUCCCCCAUAUGUUGGCCACCUACCCAGGCAGGAGGGGGCCGCUGUGCCUGCAAGGGAUGGGCUGGCCCAGCCCAGACUCCUCUCUCCAUCCCUGGUCAGAAGCCAGAGAAGGACCCGGGGACUCAGUGCUUCUGAGAGAAGGAUGCCGCUGCUGAGCCUGUCCUGGCCGGGCCUGGGGCCUGCAGCAGCUUCCCUGUGGCUGUUCCUACCCCUGGCGGGGGCCUCCUGCCUCCUGGCUUACAUCCUGACCCAGGUUUACGCUAUCUACGAAAACUCUCAUCACCUUCGCUGUUUCCCUCAGCCCCCCAAACGGAACUGGCUCCUGGGUCACCUGGGCCUGAUCCGGGCCUCGGAGGAAGGGCUCCUGUACAUCCAGAACCUGGUGCGAACCUUCGGGGAUGUGUGCUGCUGGUGGGUGGGGCCGUGCCAGCCCGUCGUCCGCAUAUUCCACCCCGCCUUCAUCAAGCCUGUGCUCUUGGCUCCAGCUUCAGUUGCUCCCAAGGACAGAGUCUUCUACAGUUUCCUGAAGCCCUGGCUGGGAGACGGGCUCUUGCUGAGUGCCGGUGACAAGUGGGGCCGCCACCGUCGGAUGCUGACGCCCGCCUUCCAUUUCAACAUCCUGAAGCCCUAUGUGAAGAUUUUCAAUGACAGCGUUAACAUCAUGCAUGCCAAGUGGCUGCGCCUAGCAUCCAAGGGAAGUGCCCGUCUGGACAUGUUUGAACAUAUCAGCCUCAUGACCCUGGACAGUCUGCAGAAGUGUGUCUUCAGCUUCAACAGCAACUGCCAAGAGAAGCCUAGUGAGUACAUCGCUGCCAUCUUGGAACUUAGUGCCUUAGUGGCCAGAAGGCACCAGAAGCUGCAUCUGCACGUGGACCUGUUCUAUCACCUCACCCGGGACGGGAUGCGCUUCCGGAAGGCCUGCCGCCUAGUACAUGACUUCACCGACGCCGUCAUCCAGGAGCGGCGCCGCACCCUCCCUGAUCAAGGUGACGAUGAUGUCCUCAAGGCCAAGGCCAAGGCCAAGACUUUGGAUUUCAUUGAUGUGCUGCUGUUGAGCAAGGACGAACAUGGAAAGGCGCUGUCCGAUGAGGACAUCCGCGCAGAGGCUGACACCUUCAUGUUUGGAGGCCAUGACACCACGGCCAGCGGGCUCUCCUGGGUCCUGUACAACCUGGCAAGGUACCCGGAGUACCAGGAGCGCUGCCGGCAGGAGGUGCGGGAGCUGCUGAGGGACCGUGACCCUGAGGAGAUUGAGUGGGACGACCUGGCCCAGCUGCCCUUCCUCACCAUGUGCGUCAAGGAGAGUCUGCGACUGCAUCCCCCGGUCACCGCUAUCUCCCGCUGCUGCACACAGGACAUUGUGCUCCCAGAUGGCCGGGUCAUCCCCAAAGGUGUCAUCUGCAGAAUAAGUAUUUUUGGGACACAUCACAAUCCAGCUGUGUGGCCUGACCCGGAGGUCUACAACCCUUUCCGAUUUGACGCAGACAAUGCCAAGGGCAGGUCACCCCUGGCAUUCCUUCCCUUCUCGGCAGGGCCUAGGAACUGCAUCGGACAGACUUUCGCCUUAAGCGAGAUGAAGGUGGCGCUGGCGCUGACGCUGCUGCGCUUCCGCGUCCUGCCGGACGACAAGGAGCCGCGCCGGCAGCCGGAGCUGAUCCUGCGCGCAGAGGGCGGGCUGUGGCUGCGGGUGGAGCCGCUGAGCACGCAGUGACCCCACGCCUGGCCGAGGAAGCCCCGACCUGCGCUCUCCCUGCAAUAAAAAUCUUUGUACCAAAGCCGGGCGUGGGUGGCACACGCCUUUAAUCCCAGCACUCGGGAGGCAGAGGCAGGAGAAUCUCUAUGAGUUUGAGACCAGUUACAGAGCGAGUUCCAGGACAGCCUCCAAAGCUACACAGAGAAACCCUGUCUCGAAGAAUUCUGGGUGCUGGUGUCAGUCCAGCUGCGUGAGGGGGCAGGUUAGCACCUCUCUCUGUUCUUCAGUUUCCUCACUAAACAACAGAGUAAAUAACACAACACAACCCUGAGAGUGAGCAUAAGGGACUUGGAGUUGUGCCUGGCAUAUACUAGGUGCUCAACAAACAGGGUCGCUGUCAGCUCCUCUCUUGGGAAGCCUCACCCUGUCUCUUGCCUCCUUCAUUUCCCGGGUUUUAACCUAAAGGCAGGUGAUCUAGUGUUUGUGUUUGCCAGAUCAGCUCUCCCUGCCUUGGUGGCUCUGCAUAUGGGACACAGGUUGUAAGUCAGUUCAUUGCUAUUUUUCUUUCAUAAGUUUAUUAUUAAUUUUAUUUCAUUUUGGGGAUGGCCAUUCAAUUGUUUGGUAUUUUGUAACAUAAAAUAUUCUAUACAA